AUGUCGGCCGCUCAAACUAUUCCUCAGAUCGACACACCUAACGACAAGCCUCGCCAAGGGAAGCGCGGCUACCAAAAAUCCAGAGACGGCCUACUCAAUAUGAAACCCAUCGGUAGCGAGGUUGCUAUUGUGCAGCGAAACGCCGAAGAAUCGCCCCUCUUACGACUCCCUGCCGAAAUCCGCGCCAUGAUCUGGAAGCUCGCUAUUGGAAACCCUGUCAUCCGCCCAGCAUAG
Molecule: messenger RNA, 234 nt
Organism: Alternaria incomplexa
Lineage: Eukaryota; Fungi; Ascomycota; Dothideomycetes; Pleosporales; Pleosporaceae
Exons: 2
Coding region: 1-234 (77 amino acids)
Source: RefSeq, a predicted model, not a curated record